AUGCUUCAAGAGUACUUGAGAAAUCAAGAAGAGAGUACAAAGAAGAUGGAGAGAAGAAUCGAUUUCAUCCAUGAGAGCCUUGGAAACAAAUCUGAAGUCCUAUUCAAGCAAGUGAUCAAGCUUGAUGAAGACAUUAAGAAGUUAAGAGAGGAUCAUGAUCGAUCUUUGACCCUAGUUAAGCUUGAUGUUGCUUCCAAAUAUCAAGAGUUGCUGAACAAGAGCAUGAGAAUUGAAGAUACUAGCUAUGGCAAUAGCAAACAUCUUGGAUCAAUCUACAACCGCCUACAAGCCCUUGAAGGAUCAUCUCAUGCCAAUUACAAGAGAGAGAGGAGUCCAACACCCAACCACCCUCCCUUUUAUUGCAAUGCCAUCACAAGAAGAAGCACUACUCAAGUCCAUGAGGACAAUGAAGAAGAAGAAAGAGAGUAUGAGGAACAAUUGAAUGAUGAAGAUGAAGAGCAGAGCAUCGACAUCAAUGCUUCCCCAAAACAGAGCAUGGAUACACCAAGCCCUAGAGACCCUCGUUUCUCACCAAGAAGUCAAGCUUCUACACUUCCAAGACUGGAAGCAAUGCAAAGACCAUCACCACCUACUGAAGAAGAACAUACUUGGCAAUAUGAUCCCAUUGAUCCCAACAAGAUAAGCCCCAUGAAGCUUAA
Molecule: messenger RNA, 659 nt
Organism: Microthlaspi erraticum
Lineage: Eukaryota; Viridiplantae; Streptophyta; Magnoliopsida; Brassicales; Brassicaceae
Source: the annotation of a GenBank genome assembly